GCCAACCUUCUAAAUCAACUAAGAAAGGCAAUGCUAAAACCUAAUACUUUGCUUCUGCUAAUGCCUCAGUAUACAUGGAUGAAUCAUUAUGCAGAGGUUUAAGUACUGAGAUUUCAAGGAUCAAAUAAAAUACCCUCCCCCCAAAAAAAGAAAACAGAAAAUUACCACCAAAAACAUUACAGGAACUUCAAAAUUAGAUCAUCGCAAACAUGUUUACAUUUUGCACAACUAACCUUCUGUUGUAGUAUUCAACAGUAACUUCAACAGCAACAAGCACAGCAAUAAAACCACCACAGUGACAAGUUCCAACAAGCCCUGCUACAUUAAACCAGGAAGUCUGUUAAUGUAACUUGUAUUCCUUAUGGAAACAGUGCUAAUGAAAAAAACUUCGCACAAACAUCAUAAAACUCUGCCAAAUGUUGGGAAAACCCCUGCUAACGUGUCUACUAUCUCAUGUUCAAAACAGGCUGCAACAUCCAUUGUAACAGGUCCUCUUGUACUUUCACCAGAAAUAGUAGGUUUAAAUUCUACUAUUAAAAUAAACUCUGCAAAAAAGAGGCCAGGGACUGUCCUAAUAUCAAAACGGCCAAGCAUUGGAGCCAUGGCUGAGGAUCAAUGGGAGCGCCCUGUCAUUCCACCAAGAAGACCUGGCUUCACGGUGUGCUUUAUUUGUGGCAAGGAGUUUGGGUCACAAUCCCUUCCUAUCCAUGAGCCAAAGUGCCUGGAGAAAUGGCACAUUGAAAAUGACAAGUUACCAAAGCAUCUAAGAAGACCAGAACCUGUUAAACCUCAGGCUCUUUUGAGAGGUUCUGAUAAUAUCAAACCUGCAAUUGGAUUAUCUUCUCAAAGUAAUCAAGUUCAUCUUCUGCCCUGUGAAAACUGUGGUCGCACUUUUCUUCCAGAUCGUCUGCUAGUACAUCAACGGAGCUGCAAACCUACAACGAUACCUGGACCUUCAAACUUCAGUCCUGCUAAAUCUUUUAGAUCCUCGGGCUCUGAAUCUUCUUCAACUGUAGUAGACAAGAUUCCAAUAAUAAGGCGCCCCCCAACUGUCAUUUGUUACAUUUGUAGUCGUGAAUAUGGAACUAAAUCCAUCAGCAUCCAUGAACCGCAGUGUCUGAAAAAAUGGCACAUUGAGAAUGACCAACUGCCAAAACAUUUACGAAGACCUGAACCCAAGAAGCCAGAGAUAAGAUCUAUAGGAGCCAAAGGUUACUAUGAUCUUGAUGCUUUCAAUGAGUCUGCCUGGAACAGCGCCCAGAGCCAGUUAGUUCCAUGUGAUAUUUGCGGUCGUACCUUCCUGCCAGACAGACUGAUCGUCCACCAGCGGUCAUGUAAACCGAAGAUCCCAAAAUAAAAACUCCUGCCUUCUACCCAAAAUGUUAAAGAACCAAAUUGCCAUUGCAACAAAUAAGACCUAGGUUUCAACAUUGAACUAUCAUAACAGUGUAUAGAAUCAAGUUCUGAACAUGCCCUGUUAAUAAUUAUUGUGUGUGCAUUACAUAGGUGAAAUAUAAACUUUGUUCUUCUAGUGCUGUUUUGCAGCAGUGGUAUGGAUCAUGUGUUUUGUUAUGAAGUGAGUCCAUGACUCACUACCAGACUGCAGCCUACAGGGCAGAUUGUGGCCUACAGACUGUCUAGUGAAUACCAUUGUUUUACUAUACCAUACUUCAUUACAAAGUCUUCGGGUUUUUCUAGACUUCUGCAUUAGUAAAUCAUGUGUAAAACUCAGACACCUCCCCCCCUCUACUUUUUUACUUUUUGUUUCUGUUAAAAUGCCUUUUCUGGGGGGAAUACAAUAAAAGCUUCAGCAACUUUCUCA
Messenger RNA from Sphaerodactylus townsendi, 1822 nucleotides. It is a transcript of the gene ZNF475, whose product is annotated as zinc finger protein 474. The transcript is spliced from 4 exons. The record is from RefSeq and is a predicted model, not a curated record. The coding region runs from base 362 to 1357 and encodes 331 amino acids. NCBI's taxonomy places the organism in Eukaryota, Metazoa, Chordata, Lepidosauria, Squamata, Sphaerodactylidae.